Messenger RNA from Pieris rapae (cabbage white), 3573 nucleotides. RefSeq names its product hemicentin-2-like. Lineage: Eukaryota; Metazoa; Arthropoda; Insecta; Lepidoptera; Pieridae. Gene Ontology annotation, biological process: homophilic cell-cell adhesion; dendrite self-avoidance; axon guidance. The transcript is spliced from 20 exons. Gene Ontology annotation, cellular component: axon; plasma membrane. Gene Ontology annotation, molecular function: metal ion binding; cell-cell adhesion mediator activity; hydrolase activity. The record is from RefSeq and is a predicted model, not a curated record. The annotation marks the transcript as partial.
UUUACCUUAUUUUUUGUAUUCCACAAUGUGUUCAGUGAGGACUUGAAAAGAAGCUUAACAUUUGUGAUUGACGAUACUGAUUCCAUGCAUAAUGAAAUAAAUCAAGUUAAAUUGAAAACUACUGAGGUUUUUCAUGCAGUGCUGAAUUCGAACGCAUCAGAAAUUGAGGACUUUGUUUUGGUCACUUUCAACGAUCCAGAUGUUAAACUACGAAUAAAUACAAAAAAGGAAAAAGAAUUCUUAGAAAGUCUAAAUGAUAUUUCUGUUCAUGGGGGCGGAUUUUGCCCUGAGAUGUCAUUGACAGGAAUAAACUUAGGAAUUAAAGAGAGCAGGCCAUACUCAUUGUUUUACGUUUUCACUGAUGCUACCGCGGAAGACACAUAUUUGUAUGAAGAGGUUAAAAGAAACGCCCUAAAUAAAUUCAUACAGGUAACAUUCCUACUGACGAAUGAUUGUGGUCAAAGGGAUAGUCCUAAUUACAAAGUAUACAAGAAACUCGCUAAAGUUACAGGGGGUGAGGUGUUUAAUAUCGAAACGGACGAAGUAAAAACGAUAAUGGAUUAUAUAAUUCAUACAAUUAAAUAUAAGAGUGAGAAAAUUUACAAUCGACACUUUCCAGCUCAUAUCAAUGAAAAAAUAACAAAAGAAAUUCCUUUUUCAGUUGAUACCAAAGUGCAGUCUCUUAUGCUGUCUCUUGUGGGUAAAAAACCUCAUAUUGUUGUGAAAGAUUCCAAAGGUAAUAAAAUAAAAACCGAAACAAUUCUGAAGUCAAAGGAAAGUUACAUAAUUAAAAUAGAUCCAGCAGUGGCCGGUGAUUUUAAAGCUGCAAUAAAAAGCUACGGCGAAUCAAAUCUAGAUAUUAAGGCAUCUACUGACGUAUCAUUUCAAUAUGGAUUUUUAGUAAUACCGCCGACAACUGUUGAAGAUUGCAAGAAGGCUGUUCCAAGGCCCGUAGCAGGUGAAAAAACACAUCUAACUAUAGAGUUAUCUUACAAUGGACAUGAUGUGGAACUACAAUCUGCCGAAAUACUGGACUUGAAAGGAAAUUUAUUAGAAAAAUAUCCACUUCGCAUAAUUAAAAAGGGAGACAACUUUUAUGUGACAGACGAGUUUAUUUCACCAAGUGACAUAUUUAAAAUCUCUGUUAAUGGCAUCGUCACAUCGACAAAAGAAAACAUAAGAAGAGAUGCGACAUCAGCUGUUGACCCUUGGAAUAAAAAAUCUGAACCUGACCGUGAAAAUGCUGUGAAGCCAAUAAUAGAUGAACUGAAAAUCAAAAACGAUGAGAAAACCUCAAAAAUUCAAAUAACCUGCAAUGUUAAAGGUUUUCCUGAACCCGAUAUUCAUUUGACUGAUGCUGCGGGCAUAUUUUAUAUUGGCAAGGCAAGUUUACUGAUUUUGAAAAUAUCAAUCGAUGUAUCAUCAUACGUCAGUAUAUUUGAAACAACGGAUGAUCUAGACAAUAUUUUCAUUUGUAAAACCAAUAAUUCGAUGGGAUUUGAUGAAAAAUCGAUUGAUUUCAAAUCUUUGGCAGAAGCUCCGAAGAUCGAUGCAUCUGUAAAUGAGUAUUUCAAAGAGAUGGGGCAAAGCCUUCACAUAUUUUGCAGGGUUACAAAAGGAAAACCAAAGCCCUCAAUUAAAUGGUUCUACAAACAUCCAUCAUCGAAUGAAUUUUCGAAAUUGCCUAUUAACGGGAAAACGUUACAUAUAGACAAGUUGGGUGUAGGCGAUGCUGGUGCAUACAAAUGUGAGGCUAAUAAUACGAAAGGCUUCGACUCAGCGGAUUUUCAAGUAUUUGUAUUAUAUGCUCCAUCGAUUGUGAAUGAUUUAACUUCGAGAAAAUUAACGGCUGUUGUUGGAGAUAGAUCUUUGGAAAUACACUGUCACGCCACCGGAAAUCCGAAACCAGACAUUUUAUGGAUGAAAGAUGGAUUACCUCUUACUCUAGGUACAAAGUAUUUCGUCGAAAAUGGAACAUUAAUAAUAAGAGACAUAGAUAUUGGUGAUGCGGGUAGUCUGAUCUGCAAAGCGACAAACAAGUUUGGAAAUGCAAGUGAGACAUUUGACGUUGACGUUUUAUAUCCUCCAUACAUAGGUACGGGUUCAGAAAAAGUUUCUGUCAUAGUCGGAGAACUUGUUAGUAUAGACUGUGACGUCAGUGGCUUACCUUUACCAAGUGUGCGAUGGUUUCACGAAGGGAGGGAAAUCACUAGCGGUGGGCGAUACAACAUUUACAGAAAUUAUACGUUAAGUUUCAUUGCAACUGUUAGCGACACGGGUGUGUACAAGUGUGAAGCAUCUAAUCGCCUUGGCGACGCCAUUAAAGAGGUUCAUGUAGAUGUCAAUGUUUUUAUUCCAGCAUCAAUAAAGCCACCACUUAGACGCGUGUAUGAAUUGGGUGUCGGCAGUAGCGUUCGUUUGGACUGUGUCGCCGAAGGAACACCAAAACCAACAGUCAAAUGGUUGUAUAAGCCUUUCCUUGGUUGCUGUGAGAAAAUAAUAAGCGCAACCUUUGAUAAUAAUACAUAUGCAAUGGAUCACAUAUUAGUCAACCAAUCGGGUCAUUACAUUUGCACAGCGCAGAACAGCAAUGACGAUGUCAAAAUAUACUAUGAAGUUUAUGUUAAAGAAACACCUAAGCUUCACGAACUGACGAACGAACUGUGUAUAAAUAAACACAAUUUAUAUGACACCACACAAGACAACAGAGAUGUAAAAUAUCAUCAACCCGUUAAAGCCUCUUUUAGAAACACGCGUAUCAAAUGCAGCUUUGCAUCAAGAAGAAAUGCAAUUAUCAUGGUUGGUUAUGAAGCAAACUGUCAUUUUUGGACCGUCUAUGAAGUAUGCUUUAAUUUGGAUACAAGAGUACCGAUAUAUAUUCGAAACAUUAAACACAAAUCUUGCGCUAACUUGAUGCCAAUAGGCCUUGAAGGCGAUAGUUAUGUGGAAUUUGAUCUUGAUUCCUUGUAUGACUGUGAUAGGCAAAAGAACUAUAUUUCAAAAUCUGCUUUGACAGACUCUUAUAGAAAAGGUGGAUGUUUUGAAAAACAACAGAUGGUCAAUCCCAAAGAUAUAUGUCCCGGAAUGCAAGCAAUUGCUUUCGAAUAUAUAAACGUUGCACCUCAAUGGAGUCACUACAAAGUGAAUUGGGCGGAAAUUGAGCGUCGUGUAGUUGCAUUGGAAAGGACAAUGGAUCACGGACUUAAUGUAUGGAGUGGAGUUUCAGAACAGCUGUCCAUGCCUACUUCAUUUGGAAUUAAUACAAAUAUUACUAUAUCUGAUAGAUAUGGACGGUCUAUAACAGUGCCUAAGUAUUUCUGGAAGAUUGUUUGCGAUAUGGAAAAGAAGGCAUGCGUUGUUAUAGUACAAGUGAAUAGUCCAGAAAUCUCUUCACGAGAAGAUGCUGAGAAAUUCGUGCUAUGCAAAGAUAUUUGUGACAGUAUCGGUUGGCUGAAAAACCCUGAUUGGAAAGACUACACAAAGGGCUACACAUACUGCUGUAAUUACAAAGAAUUCUAUAAAAAAUUCAACGGUAUUUGCUAUAUUAAAGGCGUAAAGAGAGUUUUAGUUUAA